AAAAUAUGUUAGUAAUUAAAAAUAUUGUUUUAUUAUUAGUAUUUACGUCCAUUAUUUAUGGCGUAAGUGCCGACACACCGGCUAACUGUUCCUAUGAGGAGAUACGAGGUGUUUGGCAGUUUCACGAGUCCGAUCGGUCGGCCGAUAGGACUGAAAAAUGUGAGGGUAGUCAACGAUUGGUCAAUACUGUUAAAGUUGAGCUCAAUUAUCCUAAUAUAGCUGUCGAUGAAUAUGGAAAUAAUGGAACCUGGACUUUGAUCUAUAAUCAAGGUUUUGAAGUUAUUGUCAACAAUAGAAAAUAUUUUGCUUUUUCCAAUUAUACCCAAAAAGGUAAUAUAGUCACCAGCUAUUGUCAUGAAACCCAAUACGGCUGGUCUCACGAUGUUUUGGGCCAUAACUGGGCUUGUUUUAGGGGCGAGAAAGUAGAUAGCGGUACGCCCAGUGUUGGCACAUAUUUUAGAUACACUUGGGGCGACGAUCUGAACGAACUGUUUGUGCAAAAUGUCGACACCAUUAACGAGAUUAAUACAAAACAAAAUCUAUGGAAAGCCGGCUAUAAUCGACAGUUUGAGGGAAAGACAUUACGUGAGAUGUUGUUGAUGGCGGGCGGACCCAAAUCGACAUUAUUAAGUCGACCUAAACCGGCACCGGUUACCGAUGAAGUUAGCCGAUUGGCUGCUCAAUUGCCCGACCAUUUUGAUUGGCGUAACGUUAGUGGUGUUAACUUUGUGACGAGCGUUAAAGAUCAACGUAGUUGUGGCAGUUGCUAUGCAUUUGGUGCCAUCGGUAUGAUUGAUUCGCGAUUGGCAAUUGCCUCUAAUAAUACACUCCGAUUGACACUAUCGCCACAGGAUGUGGUCAGCUGUUCAAACUAUGCUCAGGGAUGUUCCGGUGGUUUUCCAUAUUUGAUUGCUGGUAAAUAUGGACAGGACUUUGGUCUGACACUGGAAGAAAACUAUCCAUAUGUUGGCAGAGAUACCAAAUGUGAGCCGAAAAAACUGGGCAAUCGAUACUAUACAGCAUCAUAUAACUAUGUGGGCGGUUAUUAUGGGGGCUGUAAUGAGGCACUUAUGAGACUAUCGUUGGUCAACAACGGACCCCUAGCCGUAUCGUACAAUGUGACCUCAAAUUUCUUUAUGUAUCAAUCGGGUAUCUAUGUAGAGCCCGAACAUUUGACCACUACUAAUGAUAAUACCCGAGUCGAUUAUAAUCCAUUUGAGAUAACCAAUCAUGUGGUGGUAAUAGUCGGUUACGGUGUGGAUGCGGCCACCGGUACCAAGUAUUGGAUCGUCAAAAACAGUUGGGGCGAAAGUUUUGGCGAAAAUGGUUACUUCAGGAUCAGGAGGGCUACCGAUGAACUAAACAUUGAGAGUAUAGCUGUCGAUGCUUUUCCCAUACCUAACUAAUAUCAAUACAGUAAAAAAUUUAAUGUAAUUUUUAAAAAAUAAAAUAAUAAAUUUUAGUUUUCAA
Oppia nitens is the source of this 1470-nucleotide messenger RNA. RefSeq names its product dipeptidyl peptidase 1-like. The transcript is spliced from 5 exons. Lineage: Eukaryota; Metazoa; Arthropoda; Arachnida; Sarcoptiformes; Oppiidae. Gene Ontology annotation, molecular function: cysteine-type endopeptidase activity. Gene Ontology annotation, cellular component: lysosome. The coding region runs from base 6 to 1406 and encodes 466 amino acids. The record is from RefSeq and is a predicted model, not a curated record.